UUUUUUUUUUUUUUAUAAGAAGCUCAAUUCUUCUUCUCCUCCUUAUUUUACUGAUUCGCUAAGAAAUUUCCUCCAUUAAUUUUCCGAAAUUUCUGACGUGCUUUCUCGUCAGCACGAGAUAGAGAUAGAGAUAGAGAUAGAGAUAGCGAUAGAUCUAUAAAUUAUAUUUUGAAACCCUCAAAUUGUUUCAACUUCAAUUGGGGGUUCUUUUCUUUCCUUUAAUUCCCCGUUGAUUUUUCGGGGUUUGUUGCUGCUCAGCUAAAGAAGAAAUUAAGCUGUAGAGAUCAAGAGAAUGUCGAGCGAUAUCGAGAACCAAUUUUCUCUGGCAUCUGAAUCUAUUGAAUCCCGUAAGAAUGACGAAUCAUUGAUGGAGCUUGGAUCUGGAGAUUUCGGGUGUGCACAUUACAGAAGGAGAUGUAAAAUCAGAGCCCCUUGCUGCGAUAAGAUUUUUGAUUGCAGGCAUUGCCAUAAUGAAGCUAAGAACUCGAUGGAAGUUGAUCCGCUGGAUAGACAUGAACUUCCUCGCCAUGAAGUGAAAUAUGGGAUUGAUCUUCAUUUUUCUUUUCUUUCUCAGAUUCAACAAAAUUGUAUUAACUGUGGGGUUUGCAUGGGGAAAUACUUCUGUGAAAAAUGCAAGUUCUUUGAUGAUGAUGUCUCAAAGAACCAAUAUCAUUGUGACCAAUGUGGAAUUUGCAGAACUGGAGGACAGGAGAACUUCUUCCACUGUAAUAAAUGCAGAUGCUGUUAUUCGAUGUUGUUGAAGGAUUCACAUCGAUGCGUGGAAGGAGCAAUGCACCAUAACUGCCCGGUCUGCUUUGAGUAUAUAUUUGAUUCAACAAAAGAGAUUACUGCCUUAGGAUGUGGACACACAAUACAUUUGGACUGUUUGAACGAGAUGGUGCGGCACCUACGGUUCACAUGCCCUGUUUGCUCAAAAUCUGUUUGUGACAUGUCAAGAGUGUGGGAAAGACUUGAUAAGGAGAUUGCCUCGACACCGAUGCCCGAAAUAUAUCAAAACAAGAUGGUGUGGAUCCUGUGCAAUGAUUGUGGAACAUCUUCCAAGGUCUGUUUCCAUAUUGUGGCACACAAGUGCCUGAGCUGCAAUUCAUACAAUACUAGGCAGACACAAGGAGGCCCAGCUUCCUGCUCAUCAGGGAUCUCAGAAAUGGCGAGAUAAUAACUUUUUAAUCAAAGCUUUCUUUGUGAAGAGCCUUUUUCUUCCAUGGGUGGGAAGCCACGAUGAAUUCCAUUGAAUGAUGAAAUUUUCUUUGGAGGAAAGGAAUAGGAGAAAAGUAAACGUCCAAUACUUCUUUGAGGGGUUAUUAUUUGGAAUCAGGGGAGCUGGUUUUUGAGAAAUGGCUGCUUCACACCACUACUGAGAUGUGCUCUAUGUUGUCAUUGUACGUGAUUUGCUGUUGCUCCUGAGCGACUGGAUAGAUAGUUGACAUGAUCUGCCCAUUUUCUGAUAGGCAGGCUCCAGUCUAAGUGCUAGUUGGCUUUGGCUUGGGAUUAAGAAAGGACUCAGGGAAGUUAGAGUUGAAAACAAGGAGAAGAAGAACAGUACAAAAUGGUGGACAAAUUCCCUGGGAACUCUUUGCCUUAUUCACUCCAUUCAAUUUAAUUUGAAAGAAGUUGAGCAUAGAUUUAGGAUGAACUUCUUUGUCAUCCUCCGAAAAGGGAGUGGUUACCGGCAAUAUUUCUCCACCUGAGUAAGACAGCAAUGAAUAUCUUCAUACAAGGGCUGGUCAAAAGCAGGCUUUUGAGUAAUCGGCAAUGGACACUGCCAUUUCGAUUCGAAUAGGCAAGAAUCUGCCUAAAAGCCCUAGAAACUCUGAUCUGAAUCGGCCCGAUUUGGGAUCGUUUUUCAAUUACCACUCCCACCAAUCCAAUCCUUAUUUCUCAAACCCUGAUCAAAAGGCAAUUUGAGACUUAAGGUACAGUGACUUAAUUUCUAUUGAAUGAAAAAUUUGGCAGAGUUAUAUGCAAA
Molecule: messenger RNA, 1987 nt
Organism: Macadamia integrifolia
Lineage: Eukaryota; Viridiplantae; Streptophyta; Magnoliopsida; Proteales; Proteaceae
Product: E3 ubiquitin-protein ligase RZFP34-like
Exons: 11
Coding region: 293-1177 (294 amino acids)
Biological process (GO): protein ubiquitination; ubiquitin-dependent protein catabolic process
Cellular component (GO): nucleus
Molecular function (GO): zinc ion binding; ubiquitin protein ligase activity
Source: RefSeq, a predicted model, not a curated record